Messenger RNA from Nicotiana attenuata, 1418 nucleotides. Its product is annotated as cytochrome P450 724B1-like. Gene Ontology annotation, molecular function: oxidoreductase activity, acting on paired donors, with incorporation or reduction of molecular oxygen; iron ion binding; monooxygenase activity. Gene Ontology annotation, biological process: sterol metabolic process. The transcript has 9 exons. Lineage: Eukaryota; Viridiplantae; Streptophyta; Magnoliopsida; Solanales; Solanaceae. The coding region runs from base 1 to 1260 and encodes 419 amino acids. The record is from RefSeq and is a predicted model, not a curated record.
AUGGGCUUACCCUUUGUUGGAGAAACAUUUGGCUUCUUUACCCCUCAUAAAUCAUUCUCCAUUGGCAACUUCUUACAAGAACAUCGCUCUAGAUAUGGAGAAGUAUUCAAAUCCAAUCUUUUUGGCUCUCCAACCAUUGUUUCAUGUGAUUUAGAAUUCAGCAUAUUUGUACUUCAAAAUGAAGGCAGGCUGUUCCAAAGCAGCUACCCUAAAUCAGUUAGAGACAUUCUUGGCAAACACUCUUUAAUGCUUGUCACUGGUGAUCUUCACAAAAAAUUCCGAAGCAUUGAAACUGGCAUCAUCAAUAAAUUUAAGUGCAAACCCGAUUUUCUCGAUUCUAUUGAUAAGUUAUGUACCUCGUUAAUGGAAUCAUGGACAGGAAAUCAAGUGGUUCUCUUCUCAAAAGAAGCCAAACAGUUUAGCUUUAAUUUGAUGUUGAUGAAUGUACUGGACAUGGAACCUGGAGAGCCACUAGCUUUGCAAUUAUUAGAGGAUUUCCUAACGUUCAUGAAAGGAUUUGUGUCCAUUCCAAUAAACCUUCCUUGGACAUCCUAUGCCAAGGCUCUUAAGGCUCGUACGAGGAUCGCAUCCACCUUGAAGCAAGUACUGAACGAUAGAAAAAAGAGAAAAGAUUUGGGGAUUAAUGAGCUAGCCAAAGAAGACAUUUUUAAUGAGAAUUUAUUGAAAGGACACUUAAGUGAUGUGGAGAAAGUAAGCAUUUUGCAAGACCUUCUGUUGGCUGGUUAUGAAACAACCUCAGGACUUCUGUCCUUACUCGUCUAUUUUCUUGCCCAAUCACCACAAGCUCUCCAGUACUUGAAGAAUGAACAUCGAGCAUUGAGGAGAACGAAAAAGGAAGGGGAACCCCUAAACUGGGAAGAUUAUAAGCAAAUGAAAUUCACCAGUAUGGUCAUUAACGAGACUCUACGUUGUGGAUAUCAUAUACCAGCGGGAUGGAAAGUCCUUCCUAUCUUGUCUUCUGUACAUCUUGAUCCAUCCCUGCAUCAAAAUCCAUCAGAGUUCAAUCCUUGGAGAUGGGCCGAUCCGACCACAAGCAAGAGGGUGAUCCCAUUUGGUGGUGGAUUGCGGCUAUGUCCGGGAUGGGAACUUGCUAAAUUGGAAGCAGCUUUAUUCCUACACCAUCUUGUCAUCAAUUACAGGUGGACAGCGAAAGAAGAUGAUCAUCCAAUGUUGUAUCCAUAUUUGGAAUUCCCGAAAGGAUUGCUAAUGACUUUGGAAGCAGAAACACGUAAAUUUUGAGGAUAUUAUUUCUUUAAGGUGAUGGACGACAAGGACAAAGUGAUAGAAUAAGAUUAAUAGAAGUAUUUGUUUGACAAAUUUUAAAUUACAAAAAGAUGCUGCAGAUUUAUCAAGGUUGAGCUUAUGGCAAUUAUUUUUACGACUAUGUAAAAUUUACA